Anopheles aquasalis is the source of this 603-nucleotide messenger RNA. RefSeq lists its product as uncharacterized. Lineage: Eukaryota; Metazoa; Arthropoda; Insecta; Diptera; Culicidae. The record is from RefSeq and is a predicted model, not a curated record.
AUGGAAGGGACAGACAUGUACCUCGAUGUAAUGUUUCUAACACGCGUAAAGUUUAACCGAAUGAUGACAUUACUCGUCACUUGUUCGCACGGUAUGGACAGACUCAUGUACUUCAUCAUUUCGAAAGGAAACAUCAUUGAUGUCGGAUUCUUCCGACCAAACCAAAGAACCAGAUACACUUUUCAAAUUUUGGUAUCCAAAAAGCUUAUCCCUGAAUCAAUGUUGUAUUUAAUUGCUUCCGCAAAUGGUAGAGUCAAGUUGAGUCGUAUAAGAGUAAUGGUCAAUGAAUUUGGUAACCCUAUUGAGAUUAAGAUCGAAGAGAACAUCAGUGAGGAUGGUAUUGACCCCGGGGACGAAUUUGAGCUAUCGAUCCGUGGUCGUCCUGGAGCUUUCAUAGCUUUGAUAGCAUAUGACCGACGAUUUAUGCAAUACAUGGCUCAAAGAAGGCGUAUAAGUUACCACGAUAUCUAUCAUUCCGAUGUUUGGCUUAUGUUUUCCAAGUUUCAUCCAUAUAACUUUGACAUCACUGCGGCAUUAGGCGCCCCUGCUGAGUUUUUUGACAGUCUGGAAACAAACAGUCGUGAAGGCGAGUUUAAAUAUUAA